This is a messenger RNA of Sceloporus undulatus (fence lizard), 2515 nucleotides long. It is a transcript of the gene GAS6, whose product is annotated as growth arrest specific 6. Bases 91 to 2115 code for a protein of 674 amino acids. The record is from RefSeq and is a predicted model, not a curated record. Gene Ontology annotation, cellular component: extracellular region. NCBI's taxonomy places the organism in Eukaryota, Metazoa, Chordata, Lepidosauria, Squamata, Phrynosomatidae. Gene Ontology annotation, molecular function: calcium ion binding. The transcript is spliced from 15 exons.
CUCCUCCUAGCAGCAGCAACUCCUGCUGCCUCCGCUCCAGUCCGAGGGCGCAGCCCCAGCCUCAGCAGCAGCAGCAGCAGCAGCAGCACCAUGCAGGCAGUGCUGCUGGGCCCCGCGGCUGCCCUCCUGCUCCUGCUCCUCCUGGCCCCCGGCUCCUGGCAGGCUAUGUUGCUCCACCAAGACCGGGCAGAGGCUUCCCAGUUCCUGCGGCAAAGGUCCCGCCGAGCCUACCAAAUCUUCGAAGAGACCAAGCAAGGCCAUCUGGAAAGGGAAUGUGUGGAGGAGCUCUGCAACAAGGAGGAAGCCCGGGAGGUGUUUGAGAAUGACCCUGAGACGGACUAUUUUUACCCGAAAUACUUGGCGUGUAUUCGGAAGUAUGGGUCACCAUAUACAAGAAAUCCAGAUUUCCAUACAUGUGUACAUAAUUUGCCAAACCAGUGUUCACCUAGUCCUUGUUAUAAAGAUGGCACUGUAUCAUGUGAAGACUUGAAAGGUGGAUAUCUUUGCCAUUGCAAACAUGGCUGGCAUGGAGACAGAUGUGAAAAAGAUAUUGAUGAAUGUAAAGAUCAGCAUGGUGGUUGUAAACACAUUUGUACCAAUAAGCAAGGCAGCUAUCAUUGCUCUUGUUAUAAUGGCUAUGCUCUUAAAAGUGACAAUAAAUCUUGUGAAGAUAUAGAUGAAUGUACAGUAUCAGCGGACAUCUGUGGAGAAGCUCGGUGUCAAAAUUUGUUAAGCUCUUAUACAUGUGUUUGUGAUGCUGGCUACAGGUAUGACGAUGUAAGAAAGGUUUGCCAAGAUGUGGAUGAAUGUGAACAGAACUUCUGCGAGCAGGCUUGUGUCAAUACUCCAGGAAGUUACAACUGCCACUGCAAUGGAAGAGGUGGAGUUAAGCUUUCAAGUGACAUGAACACAUGUGAGGAUAUUUUGCCUUGUGUAUCCUUUGCUGAUGCAAAAAGUGUUAAAUCCCUCUAUCUUGGAAGAAUGUUUAGUGGCACACCUGUUAUCAGGCUACGUUUUAGGAGGAAACAGCCUACACGACUUGUGGCUGAAUUUGACUUCAGAACCUUUGAUCCUGAAGGCAUCCUUUUCUUUGCUGGAGGCCAUCGAGAUAGUACAUGGAUAGUCUUGGCUUUGCGCAAUGGACGAUUAGAGCUGCAACUCAAAUACAGUGGAAUAGGACGUGUGACCAGCAGUGGACCAGUUAUCAACCAUGGAAUGUGGCAGACAAUAUCGGUUGAAGAAAUGGAGAGAAGUUUGGUUAUAAAAGUCAAUAAGGAUGCUGUUAUGAAGAUAGCUAUCUCAGGAGAUCUGUUUACUUUGGACAGAGGUCUCUACCAACUGAAUCUGACAGUGGGAGGUGUUCCUUUUAAGGCCAAAGAUCUUGUUCAGCCUAUCAAUCCCCGACUUGAUGGCUGUAUGAGGGGAUGGAAUUGGCUGAAUGGAGAGGAUAUGACUAUACAAGAGACGGUGAAACUUAAUGAUAAGAUGCAGUGCUUUGCAGUUGCAGGAAGAGGAUCUUUCUAUCCUGGCAAUGGUUUUGCUGUCUUUAAUUUCAGUUAUGCCAAACCACUUGACAGCAAUGAAACCAGGAAACAAUGGGAAGUAAAAGUAAACAUUUUAAUUCGGCCAGUCACAGAUACUGGAGUACUCUUUGCUCUGGUCAGCACUGAAGCCACAGUCCCAUUGUCAGUGGCUUUGAUCGAUUAUCAUUCCACAAAGAAACUUAAACAACAGUUUAUCGUCUUGGCAGUUAGGAAUACAGUGGUAUGCAGACUGGCAGUAAGCAUUUGUGAUGAACAGGAACACUUGGUUGACAUUUCUAUCAGCAAGGGCCAGAUAUUGCUGACAAUGGAUGGGACUGCAGGACAAAGUGAACUCAGCCAUUCACAGCUAGAAGACAAGCUGUCUGUCUUGGAUGAUUACCUGCAGUCAUCAGUCAAAACCUAUGUGGGAGGAUUGCCAGAUGUUCCUGUCACUGCAACUCCAGUCACCGCUUUCUACCGUGGCUGCAUGACAGUGAAAGUUGACAAGCAACCUUUGGAUCUAGAUGAGGCUGUCUACAAGUCCAGUGACAUCACAUCUCAUUCUUGUCCUCCAGUAAAGACAGAUCAAUAGAAGCACACACAUGCGCGCAAGAUUUAUAUUCCAAAAAAGUCAGUUUUGAUGCUUAUAAAUUAUUCAGACUUCCAGCACUGCGUGUAUAGUUCUCUUGAACACUGAAGUUAUGUAGGAGCUACUGAAACUGAAAUGUCAGAUUAAUUAUUGAAAUAUUUCUUUGCUUGGGAAAGUUUAAAAUGUGUAAUAUAUUUGUAAAUAGUUGAAAAGACUAAUAUUAUUAACCCAAUGCUGCAAAUUAUUGCGUAAGGUGAGUGGUGAAGAGACAGAUCGUAUCUGUCAUGUGACAACUGGUAAUAUAUUUUGAGUGGACUGGAAGAUUUAAAAUUAUGUAUUUUUUUAUUACCAAAUGCUCCUUCCUGACUUACCAAAUAUGAAAAAAUAAAAACCUUUUUUUGAA